Molecule: messenger RNA, 2329 nt
Organism: Triticum dicoccoides
Lineage: Eukaryota; Viridiplantae; Streptophyta; Magnoliopsida; Poales; Poaceae
Product: disease resistance protein Pik-2-like
Exons: 1
Coding region: 256-2007 (583 amino acids)
Biological process (GO): defense response to other organism
Source: RefSeq, a predicted model, not a curated record
AUUGUGAUCGAUGAUGUAUGGACAAUAGCAGCCUGGGCUUCAAUCCUGUCCAAAUUGCCAAAAAGCACAUGCAGCAGCAGAAUCAUUGUUACCACUCGGAUAGAUAGUGUGGCAAAAGAAUGUAGUGGAGCUAGUGUAUGCAAUAACCGCAUCUACCAUAUCAAGCGACUCAGUCCAGAAGAUUCUGAGAAGUUGUUUGUGAGGAGAGCAUUUGGUCCAGUGAAUACCUCUUGCCCCGAGGAGCUAAAAGAUGCAAUGGAAAAUAUCUUGAGAAAAUGCGAUGGGCUGCCUUUAGCCAUUGUUAGCAUUGGCUGCCUUUUGGCAAGCUAUAACACUCCAGAGACUAAACAUAUGAGAGAAGCAGUUUGUAGAUCAAUUGGUUCACACAUGGAGAGCCACCCAACCCUUGAGGGAAUGAGGAAGAUAAUCACACUUAGCUUCAGUUACCUGCCUCAUGACCUCAAGCGUUGCAUGAUGUAUCUUAGCAUUUUCCCAGAGGAUUAUCUAGUCAGCAAGAACCGACUCUUGAGAAGAUGGAUCGCCGAAGGAUUAAUACCAGAGAAGAGGGGCCUUACUUUGAUGCAGACUGCUGAGGCUUACUUCAAUGAGCUAGUGAAUAGAAGUAUGAUUGAUCAAGCCGGGCCUAUAGUCACCUACUAUAAUAGGGUGGAUAUAUGUCGGGUGCACGACAUGAUGCUUGAGGUCAUGGUGUCCAAAUCAUUAGAAGCUAACUUUGUUAGCUUUGUAGGCAUUCAGUAUGAAGGGAUGUCAUAUGAUAUUGUUCGCCGUCUUUCCGUACAUGAUGCAGAUAUGGGGUACAAAUACUCUCCAUCCAAGAAAAGAUCAAUGGGGAUUGGGAUGAUGAAUGCCAUUGAGGGGAUGAACGUGCAGCAUGUCCGAUCACUUAGCACAUUUCAGUCUGAAGGACACAAGUUGUUGCUUGAUCAACUACGAAAGUUCAAACUGCUAAGGGUACUUGAUCUGGAAGAUUGCAAGGACCUAAAAAAUAAGCAUUUGAGGUACAUUUGCAAGAUGUACCUUCUUAAGUUCUUGAGCUUGAGGGGUACAGAUAUCAGUGUGAUGCCUCCCGAAAUCUGCAACCUAGAGCAUUUGCAAACACUUGAUGUUGAGGAUACUCUCCUCGAGACGCUUCCAAACACUAUGAUAAAGCUGAUCAAACUUGAGCAGCUGAUGUUCUCCAACAGGAACAGGUGGCUGAUCCUAUGGACAUUGCCUAAAGGGAUCUCAAAAAUGAAGGCAUUGCGUGAGCUCAGUAGAGUGGUCAUCAGAAGUGUUGAGGUUGCUCAAGAGAUUGGUGAUCUACAACAACUGGAACGGAUAUUUGUCUAUCUCGACAAAAGUUCCGAGCAGAACAUGGAUAUUAGACAAGUGCUUAACUGCUCCCUAAGUAAGACAUCAUCCCUUCGGUGGCUCGACGUGGGAGAACUUGAAGAUAACCACAACGAUGACAUGGACUAUCUCAUCGAUCUCAAUACGCCACCACAGCUUCUGCGGUACCUUAGGUUUGGCGGAUCUAUUUCGAGAAUUCCAGACUGGGCCGGUUCACUUGCAUUUCUUGCCGAGUUCACCAUUUCAUGCACAAAACUUGUUGGGAACCAACCAUUUGAGGUCCUUUGCCAGGCUCCCCUCUUGAAUAGUAUCUUCUUCCAGAUGUAUUUUUAUGUUGACAAAGAUUUGGCUGCACUCAGUACCCACAAGUUUCCCAUGCUCAAGAACAUGAGAGUGACCUAUCCAUAUCCAAAUCCCGAAGUGUUCAGUUUUGAAGAAGACUCAAUGACAAAGCUCGAGAUACUUGAAGUGGAAUUUGGAGGCUACCAGAAGAGCAUUGUUGGCAUCGAGCACUUGACGAACCUUAAACAGGUGCGACUCAGUGGUAAAGGUAAUAACCCUUCGCUAGUACGCGCAGCGAAGGAGCUAAAGGCUGAGAGUGAUAGACGUAGCAAGUCCAAUCAGUCUGCAUUCACGGUUGGAGUGAGAUACAGUUGAUUGCUCCAUCCUCUGCACUUCUUACGAGUAUUCCCUCCAAUAAAACAGGCCGAGUUCUAGCUCCGGAAUCAUCUCUAUCGGUUUUUUUAGUGUGUUGUUGUUGUUGUUGUUGUUGUUGUUGUUUCUUGUAUUGUAUAGCUAGGGUGCCCGCAUGAUAGACUUUUCUAUUUUGUUAAAGCAUUGUAAUAAAGCUGGAGUUAUAUGUAGCUAGCAUUAAUCCAGCGAAUUAUUGUUCCUCUUACUAUUUAACUAGUUGUUUCAUGUAUUAAGGUAAUGCAGAUUACUUAUGUUUUGCAACAUUUAAAGCUCGAGUCCCUCAAAU